AUGCUGCUAUCCGCAGCGAACCGGCUGUACCUCCGUCGAAUCAUUCGCUGGCGAACGACGAGAGUCGUACUCUUUCUUUUCUUCUUGAUCAACCUUCUCGAUGUCCUUCGGAUUCACCACAAGAUCGUCGAGGGAGACCGGCAGCACCUGCUGCGCCGAGGCAGCGGGGCGGCGCGACCGCGCGAGAGGAUAUACAUUGCGAGCAUGCACUGGAACAACGCGCAGGUGCUCAAGGACUACUGGAACGACGCGGUGAUUCAGCUGACGGAGACGUUUGGCCCGGACAAUGUCUUUGUGAGCAUAUACGAGAGCGGGAGCUGGGACGACAGCAAGGAGGCGCUGCGGGAGCUGGACGCCGAGCUCGACAAGAGGAACGUGCCGAGGCGGGUCGAGGUGUCGGAUACGACGCACGAGGACGAGAUCAACAAGGCGGCCGAGGAGCGAGGGGAGGGCUGGAUCGAUACGGCGAGGGGCAGGAGGGAACUGAGAAGGAUUCCCUACCUGGCGAGGCUGAGGAACAGGACGAUACAGGAUCUGGUUGAGCUGAGCAAGAAGGGCGUCACGUUUGACAAGGUCUUGUUUCUGAACGAUGUGGUGUUUACGAUCGACGACGUGUUGACGUUGCUGGACACCAACGGCGGGAACUAUGCCGCGGCGUGCUCUCUAGACUUUUCGAAGCCGCCACUGUACUACGACACCUUUGCGCUGCGCGACAGCGAGGGGAAUGCGCACGCGAUGCAGACGUGGCCGUACUUUGGGGCGAGGGACUCGAGGAAUGCGCUGGUGAACCAUGUGGACGCGGUCCCCGUCACCAGCUGCUGGAACGGCAUAGUUGCGAUGCCGGCCGACCCCUUUGUGUCGUCGACAAAGCUGCGUUUCCGCGCCGUGCCGGAUUCUCUCGCCGCGCACCACCUCGAAGGCUCGGAAUGCUGCCUCAUCCACGCGGACAACCCGCUGUCCAAGACCAAGGGCGUGUAUCUCAACCCGAGGGUGAGGGUGGGCUACAACUACCCAGCCUACGCUGCGACGCAUCCGCCGGGCAGGUCGUGGGUGUCUGCGUGGGACAUCUUUACGGGGCUGUGGGAGAAUCGGAUCAGGAGAUGGACGGCGUGGACGCUUGAUCGGUGGGUGGUGAGGUCGAGGGUGCGGCGGUGGGAGAAGGAGAAGGAUGGGAAUCGCGAGCCGGGGGAGUUUUGCCUGAUCAAUGAGAUGCAGGUCUUGGUUGAGAAUGGGUGGGCUCAUGUGUGA
Molecule: messenger RNA, 1248 nt
Organism: Trichoderma reesei QM6a
Lineage: Eukaryota; Fungi; Ascomycota; Sordariomycetes; Hypocreales; Hypocreaceae
Product: glycosyltransferase family 69
Exons: 3
Coding region: 1-1248 (415 amino acids)
Source: RefSeq, a predicted model, not a curated record